This is a messenger RNA of Mya arenaria, 6673 nucleotides long. RefSeq names its product asparagine synthetase [glutamine-hydrolyzing]-like. Gene Ontology annotation, cellular component: cytosol. The coding region runs from base 144 to 1808 and encodes 554 amino acids. Gene Ontology annotation, molecular function: asparagine synthase (glutamine-hydrolyzing) activity. The transcript is spliced from 9 exons. Lineage: Eukaryota; Metazoa; Mollusca; Bivalvia; Myida; Myidae. The record is from RefSeq and is a predicted model, not a curated record.
ACCACGUGUGAAGGCCGUGGUCUUACAUAGUAUGCAACAUUACAUCAUCAGAUUACUUUAGUGUUGGGUUUGAAGAGCAAGGACGAACAUCUGUUCUUUCAUCACUUUGUUUCUUGGAUAUAUAUCUUAUAAACACAGACAAAAUGUGCGGCAUUUGGGCGCUAUUCGGUUCGGACGGUGACAUAUCGUACCAAUGCAACUCCGUCCACAAAAUCACACACCGCGGGCCCGACGCUUUCCGAAUAGAAAACAUCCACUACUUCUCUAGCUGUUGUCUGGCGUUCCAUCGUCUAGCUAUCGUCGACGAUCUGUGUGGAAUGCAGCCAAUGAGAACCUUUCAGCAUCCAUACAUUUACCUUAUCUACAAUGGAGAGAUCUACAACUUUAAAGAGCUACAAAAGGAGUUUGGCUUCAAGCAGGAUACGGCCUGUGAUGGCGAAGUGAUUAUCCAUCUGUACGCCAAGUUUGGCAUAGAGCGCGCCGCCCGCCACCUUGACGGGGUCUUCUUUUUCUGUCUGAUGGACACCGCCAACCGGAAGGUGUACAUUGGAAGAGACACUUUUGGCGUCCGGCCCGGCUUCCGGGUCAAGACGGAAAGCGGGUUUCUGGCAGUCUGCUCGGAGGCCAAAGGUUUGGUAGGACUGGACAUUGGAAAUGGGGCCAGUGGGACCUUAGGUAGUGGUGAGAUCGAGGCAUUUCCUCCUGGGCACGUGGAAACUUAUUCUUUAGACACGGAGGGAAAAGCUGUCCUCACAGAGACUGCUCGCUUCCACAAGAUAGGGGAGCCGCCGGCAUAUAACACCUUCCCCGUAGAAAUCGGCACGGACAUCAAGAAAAACGUGCGUGAACUGUUGACCACGGCAAUUCGGAAGCGCCUAAUGGCGGACGUUCGGGUCGGCUGCCUGCUGUCGGGCGGCCUGGACUCCUCGCUCGUGACGGCCCUCGUCGUCCAGGAGGCCCGGAAAAUGGGCAUUGAGUACAAGAUACAAACCUUCUCCGUUGGCAUGGAGGGGAGUCCCGAUUUGGAGGCGGCGAAAAAGGUAUCCGACUUUCUCGUAACGGAGCACCACCCGCUCGUGUUCACACCCGAACAGGGUAUUAACGCAGUCGAUGACGUCAUCUAUCACCUGGAAAGUUAUGACAUCACAACCGUCAGAGCGUCAGUGGGCAUGUACCUUAUGGCGCAGUACAUCAAAGAGAAAACCAACUCGACGGUUAUCCUGUCGGGAGAGGGUUCCGACGAGAUCGCGAUGGGGUACAUCUACUUCCACAAGGCGCCGUCGGGAGAGGCGGCGUCGGAGGAUAGUCUUCGGCUGUGUAACGACCUCUACAUGUUUGACGUCUUGAGGGCGGAUCGGUCCACGGCUGCAUGUGGCCUAGAAGUUCGUGUACCGUUCCUUGACCAUCGGUUUACAAAUUACUACAUGAAACUGCCGGAUAGCGAAAAGUUGCCAAAAGACGGCAUUGAGAAACAUUUGCUCCGUUCCGCAUUUUCGGAUCAAGAUUUACUUCCAGACGGGAUUUUGUGGCGCCCGAAAGAAGCGUUUAGUGACGGUAUAUCGUCUGUUACUAAAUCGUGGUUUGAGGUUCUGCAGUCGCACAUCGAUGUACAGAUCAACGAUGAGGACCUUGCUAACGCCGCAGCCACAUUCCCCCACAAUCCCCCACAGACCAAGGAAGCUCUCUACUACCGGCGAAUAUUCGAGAAAAACUAUCCGGGAUGCGCCGGAUGGAUCCCCUAUUACUGGAUGCCCCGCUGGACCCAGACUACCGACCCCAGCGCUCGCACCCUUAAACAUUAUAAAUAGUUUCUCCCUCCGGUUUAUAGAAAGGGUGGAAGUAAAGUAUUGUCUGCUUUGGCUUUUUCUUAAAGCUGCACUCUCACAGAUUGAACGUUUCGACAACUUUUUAAUUUUUUUGUCUUGGAACGAGCCAAUAUUUACGAAAAUGUAUGGCAACAAGUUAUAUAAGACUGCUGACUAAAAAUUAAAUCGCAGAUUUUUAUUUUUAAGUUAAAAGGUGAUUUUUUAUGCAUUUUUCUUAAACCAUAAGUAACGGUUUCAGCCUUAAAACAUUAAUUUUCGAACGGGAAUAUGACAAUCUUCGCUCUGAUAUUUUGUCAGCAAUCUUUUAUCGUUGGUUUACAGAUAUUUACGCAAAAGUUUGCUUUUUCCAAGACAAAAAAUAAAAAAAAAGUUGUUUAAAAGGUAUAUCUGUGAGAGUGCAGCUUCAAAGCCAAGCUUAAACAUGUACAUGAGGCCACCAUUAAAAUUAAAACAUUUGUUUGGCGUAACUCGACCGACUCACUAAAAAUGACCGCGACCCGAUGCGGUGGUUUUGGGUUUUUUUCAAAAAAAUAAAAUACUUCGUAUUAACUGUAGACAUGCAGGAGCUUUAUAAAAUCAAAUCACAAUAGCCUUAUGCUUACUGUAGUUUACCCCAUCAUACAUAGUUUAUGUAACAGUAACUCGUUUAUUCUUCAAAGGUGUUCUCUUACAAACGUAAGAAACCGUUUCGCUAGGACGAACAUCAAUUGUAUCCUCGGCUUCGCCUCGGACGAAAUUUGAUGUUAGCCUUAGCGAAACGGCGUCUUAGUCUGUAAGAGGGCACUUUUCAGGAAAAAACGAGUAACUGUAACUUACUUAUACGACGAUAAGAUUAUUGCAUAUAUUAGUUAGCAAAUAAAUGCAUUAAUAAAUUUAUUCAGAUUUAUAAAUAGAUAUAUUUUUCAGAAAGAUAAACAUUAGAUUAUCAUUGCCUUUCUAAAUACAAUGUAUCGGCUAGUGGGUUUACUCGAAAUUCUCUUGCAAGGUCCGCUUACAACCGUAAGAAGACGCUUUUUCAAUAUCUCUGCUGGGGGUAUGGUAUUAUAAUUAUAUAUUUAAAUUAAUUGUUUUGCUGUGUAUUCAUUUUUGGUUAAAGAUCUGUUCAAGUGAUGAGGAGGGGGUGGGGCGUUUUUAUGCUUUUAUAUAGAUCAAAUUUGAUAUACUGAAUUUCAUUAAUAUGGGGAUAUUAUUUUUCGAAAUUCAUUUCUUCUUCUGCUCCAAACAAAACGAAGGUAUAGAGGGUAAUGUUUGUUUCAGAGUAAGAUAGUAAUAUAUUUCACCGAGUGAUGAAGAAAAAAUACUUUAUGCUCAAUAAUUUGUCAAAUAGAAUCUCAUUUUUUAUAUAUUUAACUCAACUAUGUUUUGACAAUUUCUGUAUGUGAUAUACAUGUAUGUGAUUAUAAUAGCUCUGUAUCAAACGAUGCGACAUGGUUUAUGCUGGAGAAUUUUGUCUUUAUUAGCUUGUAUGUUGUUGUUGUUUUUUUGUUUUUUUAAAAACAACAGUUGGGCUGUUUUGAAAGCGUUAGUGUCAUCUGCGGUUGCGUCAUUUUGAUUGGCUAAAACUCUUAAACUGUUCUCAAGAUACUCCAAUGAAACUUGGUACACAUGUUGCCAGAGACGAUACGCACAUGCUAAGCAAGGCACACAACUCUGGUUUCAACCUUUUUAUGCCCCCGAAGGUGGGCAUAUUCAAAUCGCACCGUCCGUCCGUCCGUCCGGCUCUGUAACUUUCCCUUGUAUGGACAGAUUUUAAAAUAACUUGCCACAUGUGUUCCACAUACCAAGACGACGUGUCGCGUGCAAGACUCAUGUCCCUACCUCAAAGGUCAAGGUCACACUUAGUGUUUAUUCACAAUGGAGUGCUGCAUAUAAGGACAUAGAGUAUAGGUUGUCGUGUCCGUGCUGUAACUUUCCCUUGUAUGGACAGAUUUUAAAAUAACUUGCCACAUGUGUUCCACAUACCAAGACGACUUGUCGCGUGCAAGACCCGUGUCCCUACCUCAAAGGUCAAGGUCACACUUAGUGUUUAUUCACAAUGGAGUGCUGCAUAUAAGGACAUAGAGUAUAGGUUGUCGUGUCCGUGCUGUAACUUUCUCUUGUAUGGACAGAUUUUAAAAUAACUUGCCACAUGUGUUCCACAUACCAAGACGACGUGUCGCGUGCAAGACCCGUGUCCCUACCUCAAAGGUCAAGGUCACACAUAGUGUUUAUUCACAAUUGAGUGCUGCAUAUAAGGACAUAGAGUAUAGGUUGUCGUGUCCGUGCUGUAACUUUCCCUUGUAUGGACAGAUUUUAAAAUAACUUGCCACAUGUAUUCCACAUACCAAGUUGACGUGUCGCGUGCAAGACCCGUGUCCCUACCUCAAAGGUCAAGGUCACACUUAGUGUUUAUUCACAAUGGAGUGCUGCAUAUAAGGACAUAGAGUAUAGGUUGUCGUGUCCGGGCUGUGACUUUCUCUUGUAUGGACAGAUUUUAAAAUAACUUGCCACAUGUGUUCCACAUACCAAGACGACGUGUCGCGUGCAAGACCCGUGUCCCUACCUCAAAGGUCAAGGUCACAAUUAGUGUUUAUUCACAAUGGAGUGCUGCAUAUAAGGACAUAGAGUAUAGGUUGUCGUGUCCGUGCUGUAACUUUCCCUUGUAUGGACAGAUUUUAAAAUAACUUGCCACAUGUGUUCCACAUACCAAGACGACGUGUCACGUGCAAGACCCGUGUCCCUACCUCAAAGGUCAAGGUCACACUUAGUGUUUAUUCACAAUGGAGUGCUGCAUACAAGGACAUAGGGUAUAGGUUGUCGUGUCCGGACUGUAACUUUCCCUUAUAAGGACAUGUUUAUUCACAAUGGAGUGCUGCAUACAAGGACAUAGGGUAUAGGUUGUCGUGUCGGGGCUGUAACUUUCCCUUGUAAGGACAGAUUUUAAAAUAACUUGCUACAUGUGUUCCACAUACGAAGACGACGUGUUCUGUGCAAGACCCAUGUCCCUACCUCUAAGGUGAAAGAUACACUAAGUGUUUAUUCACAAGGGAAUUCUGAAUAUAAGGACAUAACAGUGUAGGUUUUCAAGUAUGGGUGGUAUUUUUUUAUGUUCAGAGGAAAUUUAAAAUAACUUGCCAUAUGUAUUUGACACAUAAAGGCAAGAUCAACUUUAUAUGUACUGACCUUGUUCGUAGGUCAAUGUCACAUUCGGGGGCAUUCGUCACAUACUGUGACAGCUCUUGUUUGAGUUAUGGCCUAGGUGGCAAUUUUGUUUGUGUUAAUGAUUGUCACCCCAAAUAUAUGAUUUGUUUGUGUUAAUGAUUGUCACCCCAAAUAUAUGAUUUGUUUGUGUUAAUGAUUGUCACCCCAAAUAUAUGAUUUGUUUGUGUUAAUGAUUGUCACCCCAAAUAUAUGAUUUUUUUUAUUGACUUCCUUAGUGUUCAGAGUUUGAGUAAAUAAUAUUUAUAUUAUUGGCUGAUCUUUUUAUGCCCCCUUUUGAAAAAAGUGGGGUAUAUUGUUUUGCACAUGUCGGUCGGUCGGUCGGUCGGUCUGUCUGUCUGUCGGUCGGUCGGUCGGUCGGUCGGUCGGUCGGAAUACCAAAUGGUUUCCGAUCAAUAACUUGAGAACGCUUUGACCGAGGGACCUCAUACUUGGUAUGUGUAUUGGUCAUCACCAGCAGAUGAACCCUAUUGAUUUUGAGGUCAGUGGGUCAAAGGUCAAGGUCAGUGUGACCUUUACAUGAAAAACGGUUUCCGAUCAAUAACUUGAGAACGCUUUGACCCAGGAACCUCAUACUUGGUAGGUGUAUUGGUCAUGACCAGCAGAUGAACCCUAUUGAUUUUGAGGUCAGUGGGUCAAAGGUCAAGGUCAGUGUGACCUUAACAUGAAAAACGGUUUCCGAUCAAUAACUUGAGAACGCUUUGACCCAGGGACCUCAUACUAGGUAGGCUUAUUGGUCAUGACCAGCAGAUGAACCCUAUUGAUUUUGAGGUCAGUGGGUCAAAGGUCAAGGUCAGUGUGACCUUUACAUGAAAAACGGUUUCCGAUCAAUAACUUGAGAACGCUUUGACCCAGGAACCUCAUACUUGGUAGGUGUAUUGGUCAUGACCAGCAGAUGAACCCUAUUGAUUUUGAGGUCAAAGGUCAAGGUCAGUGUGACCUUAACAUGAAAAACGGUUUCCGAUCAAUAACUUGAGAACGCUUUGACCCAGGGACCUCAUACUAGGUAGGCUUAUUGGUCAUGACCAGCAGAUGAACCCUAUUGAUUUUGAGGUCAGUGGGUCAAAGGUCAAGGUCAGUGUGACUGUAAGCUGAAAAAAGGUUUUCUGAUUGUCCAUAUUUUAUUUUCUUAUAUAGUAGACAGUAGAAAUUUAUAUGUCACUAAAUGCAUGAGUUGAAGUAUCAGUUUUCAGUGAACAUCUAGUUUAAUUAUGCCCCCCUUCGAAGCAGAGGGGUUAUAUAAUUGCUUUGCACAUGUCGGUCGGUCUGUUGGAAGACCAAAGCUUGUCCGAGUGAUAACUCAACAAUUCCCGGACCUAUGGUCAUCAAACUUGACAUGAAGAUUAGGUAUGACCAGUAGAUGACCUGCCUCAUAUGCAUCCAAUGACAAAUCAGCUGUCAUUUCAGUCCAUGCAUAUUUCAUUCAAUUGUCCAAAUAUUUCUGGUUCAUUUUAUUUUAUGAAUUUUUGUUUAAGAUUUGUUCAUACUUUAUCAAUGGUAUAUUUACAGUGUUCUCAUUUAUUUAAAAACCGCUAUUUUUAAUACCUCUUCCAAAAUUGUUUUUGGUGUUCAAUUUUAAUAAACUUUUUAAGAAUUACGUAUUAUUUGAAAUGCAAUGAAUAAAUUUGGCAUUAAAAUAAACAAUAGUA